Messenger RNA from Perognathus longimembris pacificus (Pacific pocket mouse), 1594 nucleotides. It is a transcript of the gene Il23a, whose product is annotated as interleukin 23 subunit alpha. The transcript is spliced from 4 exons. The record is from RefSeq and is a predicted model, not a curated record. Gene Ontology annotation, biological process: positive regulation of T cell proliferation; positive regulation of T-helper 17 cell lineage commitment; immune response. Lineage: Eukaryota; Metazoa; Chordata; Mammalia; Rodentia; Heteromyidae. Bases 654 to 1244 code for a protein of 196 amino acids. Gene Ontology annotation, molecular function: cytokine activity. Gene Ontology annotation, cellular component: extracellular region; interleukin-23 complex.
AAAGAAGCCCUUGUUCCUAGAUAGCAAACAUCACAUUGGAGCCAAACUUCAUUUCAAGCUGAGUUCAUCAUCCUGUGGGGAGACUAGUGACUGCUUCUGUUUUGGUUUUUCCUUAGACAAGAGGAAAUGAGGAAAUGAGGUUGGGGUGGAGUAAGGGUAAAGCUUGGAGUGGCAAAAGAUGAGAGACACAUUAUUAAACAGGAGGAAGGAACUUGGGACUAUAUUCAUUCAAGUGUUCUCAUUAACUUCCCUGCCCUUUCUAUAGCCAUUUCAAUUCCUGGAGAGCAUUACACACAAGUGUCCCAUCCUUGGCCCCUAGCCACAGCAAUCUCACCACUCUUUCCCCUGGAACAGAGGCUGUAUACCUGGGCUCUCCAUGGAGGGAGAUGAUGCAGGGAGGGGAAUCCCACCUGCUCUGAGUCACCUGCUAGUGUAAAGGGCGGGCCUUGAGAUACACGAGCCUUAAAAAGAGCUCUAGUCAGAGAGACAAAGGGAGAAAAACAACGGGAAGCAGCUCAGAAAUCCUGAACAACGGAGAGAAUCCAAAGCAGAGACAGAACAGAGAAGCAGGCUCAGAGCAAGUGGAAGUGGGUAAAGAUUCCACAAGGGUCGGUGCAGGUCACAGAACCAGCCAGAUUUGAGAAGCAGGCAACAUGGUGCUUGAGAACCUAGCUGUGGUGCUGCUGUUGCUGCUGCCCUGGACUGCUCAAGGCCGGGCUGUGUCCGGGGGCAGUGACCCUGCCUGGGACCAGUGUCAGCAGCUUUCACAGAAGCUCUGCACACUGGCCUGGAAUGCACACCCAUUAGUGGAACACAUGGAUUUUCUAAGAGAAGAGGAAGAUGAAGAGACUACAGAUAACGUCCCCCAUAUCCAGUGUCGGGAUGGCUGUGAUCCUCAAGAACUCAGGGACAACAGCCAGUUCUGCUUGCAAAGGAUCCACCAGGGUCUGGUUUUUUACGAGAAGCUCCUGGGCUCAGAUCUUUUCACAGGGGAGCCUUUUCUACGGCCCGAUGGUCCUGUGAGCCAGCUUCAUGCCUCCCUGUUGGGCCUCAGUCAACUCCUGCAGCCUGAGGGUCACCACUGGGAAAUUCAGCAGAUUCCUGUCCCCAGUUCCAGCCAGCCGUGGCAGCGCCCUCUUCUCCGCUUCAAGGUCCUUCGCAGCCUCCAGGCCUUCGUGGCCAUAGCUGCUCGUGUCUUUUCCCAUGGGGCAGCAACACGGAGCCCACAAAGCCAACAGCUUUAAGGAUGACACCCAGACCUCCAAAGCUCAACAACAAGAUGAAUCUAUCAGUUCAGACACAUUGGAGUCAAGUUAAUUUGUACACUCAUGCUAAUAGGAUGUGCAUGUUGAGAAAAGUUGCUGAGCUGUAAAAAAGUUGCAUAUUUAUUAGGUAUUUUGGUAUUAUUUAUCUUUGUAGUUUAUGGUGGAUUAUUUAUUUUAUUUAUAAGGAAUUAUAACUUUUUUUCAAUAAAGAUGUAUUUAUAUGCUUCUGAGUCUAACUUCAUGGUUUGGGAAAGAAAAACAGAUGGUAAACUGGACACUAGUGGCUCAUACCUAUAAUCCAAGCUACUUAGUAGGCUGAGAUCUGAGGA